AUGAGACGCAGAAGGCAGACUUUGUUCUGGAAUGGACAGAAGGCUGGUGAAUGUGCCAUGCUACUGGCAAGACGUCUUAGCGAUGGACGAUCACGAUCGCCCUCGAUGUAUUCGGUUUGGGGACGUUACCUGGAUUCUAUUACAAGGCUAGCGCAGCUGUUUCUGUUCACUCCAGUGCAGGAAAGUUUCCCUGCCGAAGCGCCUAGCAGCGUUAUUCAAAGGGAUUUCGCUGAAGUAUUUCAACGAGUGCUGGCUGUCUUUUCACCUCUAAUUGUGCCAAUGUCUGCUUCUGUGCCUCCAUUUUCGCCUUCCAAUGAAGCUGAAGCCGAAAUGGUCUUGGACAGAUUCGUUCAGUUGUUGUCAGCUUUUCCGCACAAUGCUGUUCUGCAACCCGGAACUCAGAAUCUCCCGUCGCUAUUGUGGCAAUUCUAUUUCGAGAAGUUGUCUAUACUAUCGCAUGGAUCUACGCACUACUUCUCAAUGAUUGAGCGUUACUUUGUACGUAUUGCAUGGCCGUCGUUCUAUCCAUCAGAACGAGGUCUUCGUGCCAUGGAAGAGUGCCUUGCCACUCGAUCACCUUGUUGUGCUCCAUUUGUAGCGCAGGUGGUUGUACGAAUAUUGUGGAAAGAUGUACUAACGAAUCACGUAGGUUUUACCAAUUCAGUUUCAAUUCAGUUU
Molecule: messenger RNA, 678 nt
Organism: Cooperia oncophora
Lineage: Eukaryota; Metazoa; Nematoda; Chromadorea; Rhabditida; Trichostrongylidae
Source: the annotation of a GenBank genome assembly